Messenger RNA from Colletotrichum siamense, 798 nucleotides. RefSeq lists its product as uncharacterized. The record is from RefSeq and is a predicted model, not a curated record. The transcript has a single exon. Gene Ontology annotation, biological process: polysaccharide biosynthetic process. Lineage: Eukaryota; Fungi; Ascomycota; Sordariomycetes; Glomerellales; Glomerellaceae. Bases 1 to 798 code for a protein of 265 amino acids. Gene Ontology annotation, molecular function: acyltransferase activity, transferring groups other than amino-acyl groups. Gene Ontology annotation, cellular component: membrane.
AUGGAGCCUGUCGCUCUCGGUCUUUGGGGCCAUAUGCACUACAUGUGGUGGACAUUAAUAACUAUCAUCACCUCCGGCUCAGCCAACACAGUCAUGCCUCAGGGUUGGACUUUGGCGGCCGAGUAUCAAGGAUCAUUACUUGUGUUUCUAUCCUGUCUGGCCUUCCUAAAAAUGGCGCCCAUCGUACGGAUGUCAUUUACCGUCCUACUCCUGAACUACUUCUUCUACCUACGAAACUCGUACUCCUGCCUCUUUCUCGCAGGCAUGCUCAUCGCCGACUUUCGACAUUUGCGGGCAAAGAUGCCAGGCUUACCGAUAAUGGCACGCAAGAUCACUACCGUCACAUCAUGGCUGCUGCUUGUGCCUAUUAUCUUUUUGGGCUGCUGGCCGAUGCAUGGUAACGCUUUCGCAGCACCUGGAUAUUCGUGGUUUAUCGAGUUCGACACGUAUGGCUUCGGACCCCAAACCUUCUUCCAAGCUACAUGUGCUGUGGCUUUGGUGGUAGUGUUGGAAAACCUGCCUCCUUUACAGCGUCUUCUUAAUACCAAACUGGUGUUAUAUCUGGGAGAGAUCAGUUACAGUCUCUAUCUGGUUCAUUGGGGCUGUGGCAAGAACUUUCUUACUUACGGCCUCAAACUCGAGAUGAUAGAAGCCGGGUAUAGCCUGAUCGCGUCAUGGGGUUCACUUUUUGUUAUUUCAAUGGUGUUAUGUUUUUGGCUAGGGGAUGUCCAUUGGCGCCUGGUUGACCAGAAAACAGUGCGAUUCUCACAUUGGCUGAGCAGGAUUCUUGGCAUAUAG